UUCAUUCCUACCCCUAUCUGGAACUUUUCUCUGCGUAUUUUUCUCAUUCUGGCGAGUUUUGAUCUCUUUUCGUCAAUGGGUUUCGGAUUUCUAUAGAUUCUAUGCACCGAUCUUCUUUUUGUUCGCCUCUCGAAUCUAUUCGCUUCUCCAUCAUUCCGUUUGAUCAUUCCUUCCAAUGGAGGAGGCCUCGACAUCAAAAUCAACCGUUAGGAAAACGAUGGAGAAGCAACUGACGGGGAAACGCGAAGAUACGAUCCUCCAUUCGGCGGUCAGGCGAGGAGAUCUCGGAGCGGUGAAGGAGAUUCUGAGUGAAGCAGGAGAAGAGAAUCUGACGGAUUUGUUACAGAAGCAAAACCAGUCCGGCGAGACGGUGCUUUACGUGGCGGCGGAAUACGGCGAUCCCGAGGUGGUCGGAGAGCUGAUAAAGCACUAUGAUCUCACCGACGCCGAGACCAAAGCCAGAAAUGGGUUCGACCCUUUUCACAUCGCUGCAAAACAAGGAGAAUUAGAGGUUCUGAAGGUGCUAAUGGAAGCAUAUCCAGAGUUGGCAAUGACGGUGGACAUCUCGAACACGACGGCUCUACACACGGCGGCGGCUCAGGGACACGUUGAGGUCGUGGAGUACCUUCUCGAGACCACAGGUAGCAGCCUCGCCGCCAUAGCUAAGAGCAAUGGCAAAACGGCUCUGCACUCGGCGGCGCGUAAUGGGCACGCGCAGGUGGUGAAGGCUGUGGUUGCGGCGGAGCCGGACAGCACGAGGAGGACAGACAAGAAGGGUCAGACGCCACUUCACAUGGCGGUGAAGGGUCAAAGUCUAGACGUCGUUGUCGAGCUCGAGAAGGGAGAUCGGUCCGCUUUGAACAUGGUUGAUUCCAAGGGUAAUACACCAUUGCACGUUGCAUCGAGGAAAGGUCGGAUUCAGAUCGUAGAAUUGCUUCUAAAGAACAAGGGAACGAGCACGAGAGACAUAAACCGCGCCGGAGAAACAGCUCUCGACACGGCGGAGAAAAACUGCCACGAAGAAGUCGCCGUACUCCUCCGCAAUCACGGAGUCCCAUCGGCCAAAUCCAUCAAGAACCCAUCUCCGCCGGCGAACGCGGCGGCGCGUGAGCUCACCCGGACGGUGAGCGACAUCAAGCACGAGGUCCAUCACCAGCUGGAGCACGCGCGAGAGACAAGGAAACGCGUUCAGGGAAUCGCGAAACGCAUAAACAAAAUGCACGUGGAGGGCCUCAACAACGCGAUCAACUCCACCACCGUCGUGGCCGUACUCAUCGCCACCGUGGCGUUCGCCGCCAUUUUCACCGUCCCGGGACAAUACGUGGACGACCCGAGUUCGAUAUUGCAGGGACAGUCACUCGGAGAAGCCAAUAUCGCGGGAAGACCAGCGUUCACUAUAUUCUUCGUGUUUGAUUCGAUCGCCCUUUUCAUAGCUCUGGGCGUUGUCGUGGUUCAGACAUCAGUUGUCGCGAUCGAACACAAAGCCCAGAAGAACAUGAUGGCGGUGAUCAACAAGCUGAUGUGGUGGUUUGUGGGCGUGGGGGAGGACGAGCGGUGGCUAGCGAUCGGAGUGACGGUGGUCGGAUCGUCGAUAAUGGUGACGACGCUCGGGACGAUGGGGUAUUGGGUGGUGAAGCAUCGGAUCGAAGCUUCUAACGCAAGAAACGAGCAUGGAGAAUCCAUGGCCAGAUCCCGACAGAUGAUGAUGCCGGGUUUCAUGGAGGUUUCUGGGUUUCUGACAAAGAGAAUGUAUGCUAUUUAGAUGUGUGUGUGUAUGCAGUGAUUAGAAUCAGUGUUUGUGUGUGCGUGUAUCGCCAUUUUGAAUGAAAUCAUUGAUGAAACA
Tarenaya hassleriana is the source of this 1843-nucleotide messenger RNA. Its product is annotated as ankyrin repeat-containing protein At5g02620. Gene Ontology annotation, molecular function: protein phosphatase regulator activity; protein phosphatase 1 binding. Gene Ontology annotation, cellular component: plasma membrane. NCBI's taxonomy places the organism in Eukaryota, Viridiplantae, Streptophyta, Magnoliopsida, Brassicales, Cleomaceae. The record is from RefSeq and is a predicted model, not a curated record.